AUCACGAAAUAUUAAUAAGAAAUUGGUGAUAUUUCAAUCGUGACUUCGAAAUUUUAUUUGAACUGUACAAAACUGGAAUUUAAUAAUUUACGAACGCUGAAGAUAUUUCAACUUGGAAUAAUGAAAGCGACACAAAUGAAUCGGCGUCAGGAUCGAUUCAAUAUGCUUUCCGAUUAUUAUUCUGACAACGAACAUCCAAAUGGUUUAGAUUUUAAGGAAGUAAAUAAAAUAGUCAAAUAUCGUGAAGCAAUUAAUAAAUUACAACGAAAAUGUGAGUCGUUAUCACAGAAUAAUGAACGAUUGGUUCGGAGGUUACACUAUGUGAAGCGAAUAACAAUGCGUAAGAAAUGUGACGUUGAUUUGUUGAAAGCUCGUUUGGAUGUUUAUAGUGACGAAUGGCGAACGGCUCAACCUGAUCCAAUAACUAAAGUCAAAAUGCCCACAAAUCUAACACCAACAGGCAAAGUGCGAAAACCACGCUUGAAAAAGAGCAAUGCUUCUAACACAAUCAUUCAUGCCGAUGCAGAUAUAAAACCAAAUCUUAUUGAUGGAAAAUUAUCCAAGAGAAAACGAUCAAAAUCGGAAAAGGAUCCAAAUGCACCAAAGCGACCAGCCAAUCCGUUCUUUCAAUUUUGUCAGGAGCAACGUUCCUUACUAAUGGAUGAAUUGAAUAGCGAAUUAUUGCCCGGUCAACCAGAGUUAUCAAAACAGGAGUUGACACGACAAUUGGCACAGAGAUGGCGUUCAAUGGAUUCAGCUACCAAACAAAUAUACGUAAAUAAAUACGAGAGUUCAAAACAAAAAUAUAACAUUGAAAUGCAGUCAUACAAAAAAGAUGUUCUGCUUCCGAGUUCGUCGAUAAAUUUGAAUAUAUAUAGCAAGUAGCUUUGAAAAUAGUGCAAUUUUACAAAACAAUAUUUGCUAAAUUUGAUCAAAUUCUAUUAUAUUUGAAUCAAUUUUAUGGUUAAGCUGUUUUUUUCCUCUCUGCAUUCAAUGAAUAUUGCAUGUGUAAAUUUGUCUUUGAACAUUUUGUACUGAAAACCCAUUUUUCCUCGCUAACCAUUUCUCCUUUCAUUUAGUUGUAGUUUAAGUAAGUUUUUGAAUAAUAUUAGAAUAUUUGCACAUGAAUCAGCAUUUUAUUUUAAUUUUAUGUAUGCGUUUAUAAAAACAUAACUUCAUAGUCGGUAAGUCCAUUACGCAAAUUGAUAUUUCAUCACAUUUGUUAGUAUAAAAGAUAAAGGUUGCAGAAAUGAUACCCAACAAACAAGUUAGUAACGUUUUUUUUAUUCAUUUUAACGUUGAAUAAUGUAACGCUUUUUCCCAAAUUGGAGGUGAAAUUGACAUCGUUGAAUUAGAAUGAAAUUCAGGUGAUAUUUAUCUGUGCGCCAAACCCUAAUUAAAUUUUUUUUUUUUUAAUAAUAUUAGAAUAUUUGCAUAUGAAUCAACAUCAAUAUUAAUGUAAAAAUCAUAUAAAAUUUUCUUUUAAUCUUGUGUAUGUGUAUCUGUAAACAUAACCUCAUGUUCGGUAAGUCCAUUACGCAAAUUGCCAUACUACUAGAAAAAGGUUCCCAAUACAUCGAAAUAUUGUUCAUAUAUAUAAGAGAGACUCUGUCAUAAUAAAAUCAACUCUGGAUAACUUGAAAA
Messenger RNA from Contarinia nasturtii (swede midge), 1644 nucleotides. Its product is annotated as high mobility group B protein 13. NCBI's taxonomy places the organism in Eukaryota, Metazoa, Arthropoda, Insecta, Diptera, Cecidomyiidae. The transcript is spliced from 3 exons. The record is from RefSeq and is a predicted model, not a curated record. Bases 121 to 885 code for a protein of 254 amino acids. Gene Ontology annotation, molecular function: transcription cis-regulatory region binding.